CUACCACCUCUCCCCUCGACUAUCACCACAGCUCCAAGCCACCACAAUGUCGGAAUACGAGGCAUACUACCCAGAAACCUCUAGCGGACUCCAGUCGCCGGCCCUGGCGGUCAACAGGUCCGACGCCCUCGUGGCCGAGGAAUUCCACAACCUGUGCCUCCGCCACGGCGUCGACCGCCCGUCUGGUCUGUCCAUGUUCCGACACAACGUCGAGCCCGGGGCCGAGGGGGAGCACGCCCGACCGUACCGCUACUCCCUCGACGGUGGCGCCGUCGCCGUCGUCGUCGCCGUCUUCACCUGCGGGUUCAAGUUCAAGCGCGAGGCCCCGGACCCGGCGGAGGCCGAGUCCGCGGCGCUGCCGGCCUUCGUCACCGAGUUCUGCGAGCUGGUUCGCCGCCACGGCGACCGGGGGGCUUGUGAAGUCCGCAGCCGCAUCAAAGGCGACGACAAAUCCGGACGCGUCCAGGUCAUCGAGGGCCGGGCCGAAAUCCUACUCCGAGGAGUGCCGAGGGAGCGGUCUUCCUUCGAGGCUGGCAUGCGGGCGGGAUACCACCGGGACCGCUACAUGGAGGCUUUGAGAGAGGAGGAGGCCCGCCGCCUACCCGCCCUUUGCGCCCACCAUCAGCCAUUCGCGCCGGCCUGCGCUUGUCACCAAACGGCCCCGAACCCAUCAGCUGCCAUCGUGCUGCCGUUUCGGGCUUGCAGGCAUUUUGAGAUGUAAAGCGGGGCCGAUCUAUCUGAGGAGGCGGCCGAGGCCGGAGAGGAGCCCGAGUUGAGCCCGUCGAUGUCUCGUGGCUGUGGCUCUUUCAGUUCCGAUGAGUGGAUGGCCAAGGAGCGAGUAAAUCCAACUGCUGGAGAGCUGGGGUAUGUCUUGCAAAGCCUUAGCCCGCGAUCACAUGAAUGGUCAGCUAAGGUUCCCCUACACUAGCAGCAAUUUCACUUCGCGCCGAGCGGUCUCUAGGUCCUUCAAAAUGCAAACCUUCAUCUUGACGUUGUCGGCAGGUCACAGUUG
This is a messenger RNA of Gaeumannomyces tritici R3-111a-1, 1012 nucleotides long. RefSeq lists its product as hypothetical. Bases 47 to 721 code for a protein of 224 amino acids. The record is from RefSeq and is a predicted model, not a curated record. NCBI's taxonomy places the organism in Eukaryota, Fungi, Ascomycota, Sordariomycetes, Magnaporthales, Magnaporthaceae. The transcript is spliced from 2 exons.